Molecule: messenger RNA, 945 nt
Organism: Orycteropus afer afer
Lineage: Eukaryota; Metazoa; Chordata; Mammalia; Tubulidentata; Orycteropodidae
Product: olfactory receptor 56A4-like
Exons: 2
Coding region: 1-945 (314 amino acids)
Biological process (GO): G protein-coupled receptor signaling pathway
Cellular component (GO): membrane
Molecular function (GO): G protein-coupled receptor activity; olfactory receptor activity
Source: RefSeq, a predicted model, not a curated record
AUGGUAUUGUUUUCCAACAACACAGUGACCCAGGUGACUGAAUUCCUAAUGAUCUGCUUCCCAGGGAUGCAGGACGCACAGCACUGGCUGUCUAUACCUCUAGCUCCUCUCCUGGUUUUGGCUCUUGGGGCCAACUUUGUGUUAUUACUUGCCAUCCGGCAGGAGGCCUCUCUGCAUGAGCCCAUGUACUACCUGCUUGCCAUCCUCUCCAUGCUGGAUGUCAUCCUCUGCCUCACAGUCAUCCCCAAGGUCCUGCUCAUCUUCUGGUUCAACAUGAAACCCAUCAGCUUUGCGGGCUGCUUCCUUCAGAUGUUCAUCAUGAAUACCUUCCUACCCAUGGAGUCCUCCACCUUCCUUGUUAUGGCCUAUGACCGCUAUGUGGCCAUUUGCCACCCACUUCGCUACCCCUCCAUCAUCACUGAACAGUUUGUCAUUAAUGCAGUUGUCUUUAUUGUCUUUCGCAAUCUGUUGGCCACACUGCCCACCCCAGUUCUGGCUGCCAGGCUUAACUACUGUGCCAGCAAUGUGGUGGAGAACUGUAUUUGUGCUAACAUUUCUGUAGCAAGGCUAUCCUGUGGGGAUAUUCACCUAAAUAAGCUCUAUCAGUUUGUGAGUGUCUGGUGCCUGUUGGGGUCUGACCUGGUGCUCAUUUUGCUAUCCUACUGCUUCAUCCUGAGAGCUGUGAUGGGUCUGCAGUCAAGGGGUGCAGCCACCAAAGCCUUGAGUACUUGUGGUUCCCAUCUCAUCCUUAUACUUUUCUUCUACACGUUGCUUCUAGUCUUCAUUUUCACAAACAAAGCAGGAAAGAAAGUGCCCUCAGAAGUGCCCAUUCUCCUCAAUGUCCUGCACCACCUCAUCCCACCAGCUCUCAAUCCCAUAGUUUAUGGGGUACGGACCCAGGAAAUCAAGCAGGGGAUUAUCAAGCUUCUCAAAUACCAGCGCUGA